Messenger RNA from Ochlerotatus camptorhynchus, 2827 nucleotides. RefSeq names its product phospholipase B1, membrane-associated. The record is from RefSeq and is a predicted model, not a curated record. Gene Ontology annotation, biological process: phospholipid metabolic process. Lineage: Eukaryota; Metazoa; Arthropoda; Insecta; Diptera; Culicidae. The transcript is spliced from 5 exons. The coding region runs from base 349 to 1614 and encodes 421 amino acids. Gene Ontology annotation, molecular function: glycerophospholipase activity.
UCGUCGUUGACUAGGUUCUUGCUCAUCCUCGUGUGCUCGCUCGGAGUGAUCUGUUCUUCCGCGAUCUUAUUAAUUCAAUUAGCGUGCAAGUGUGAAUUUGGAUUAUUUUUUGGACGUUUCUCUUCGUUGAGCGGAUGUGGAUUCUUGACGAAAUAGCACCCAAUGUGAAGUGAUUUUUUGUUUGCCUUACGCUGACGCUGAAUUAUCUUAGAAAUUGAAGCUGAACAUCGUGUGCGAUCCCGAUUCGCUGCCAGCAAGGGGAAAGAAUAACCAGUUCUAUACGAAAUAGCCGCUUUCUGCACUUGUUUGCUUGUAAAUACACCACUCCAUACCACACCAGCACCCAGCAUGUACUUUCCCAGGCCAUCAGAUGCACUGCACAAAAUGCUUCAUAUCGGCACGAUACUCUUGCUCCUAAUGCCGCACAGCUACGGGCAGGCACAAAUCACCUCACUGGACUCACCGAUUUUUGUGGAAAAGCUACGCAGUUUUCGCGGCUUUGCACUUAACUUUAUCGGUACCACCGGGGAUGACAGGAAUAAGUUCAAAGCAAACCAACGAAAGGGGAAAGUUCAAACGCAAUACGCUGAGGAUGUACCAUUUUUCUGUAACACGACUGGAAUGAGGAGUCCAACGGUUCCCACCUCUGUGGACAGGUUACGUCCCGGAGAUAUAGACAUUGUGGGAGCCAUUGGAGACUCACUAACAGCCGGCAACGGAGCUAUGGCUACCAAUAUGCUUGAGGUUUUAGUUGAGAACAAAGGUCUCUCUUGGAGCAUUGGAGGUCAAGGCAACUGGAGGCAGUUUCUCACAUUACCGAACAUACUGAAAGAAUUCAAUCCAAAUCUGUACGGGUAUCCAAUCAAGGAUAGUAUUUCAAUUAGAAAAGCAUCGCGUUUCAAUGCAGCCGAAGGAGGUGCUAUGAGUCAAGAUAUUCCGCACAUGGCGAGAAACCUAGUCAAACGAAUGCUCUCUGAUCCACGAGUCGAUAUUAAAAACCACUGGAAAUUAAUAACUAUACUCAUAGGAGGUAAUGACUUUUGCGCUAACAUAUGCUACACGAAUCCACCGGAGAAAACCUUGAUGUACCACGAGAAAAACAUCCUGUCUGCCUUAAGAACAUUCCGGGAUUAUCUACCACGUACCUUCGUGAACCUUGUAGCAAGUCCAAAUGUCGACGUCCUGACCCAGCUCAAGGGAAAACCGCAGGAAUGUGUCACGAUGCACGUGAUCGAAUGUCCCUGCUUUAUGGCAACGCGCUUUGCCCGAGAGAGGAAACGUUACAUCAAACUGAUCGAGAAAUGGAAUCUCCUACAGAUGGACAUCGCCAAUCGAAAGGAAUUCAAUAGCAAGCCCGACUUCGGGGUGGUUUUCCAGCCGUUCAUUAUGAAUAUCUCGUUUCCGGAGGGGCCGAACGGUGGCACCGACUUCAGCUACAUGUCCAUGGACUGCUUCCAUCUGAGCCAGAAGGGUUACGCGCGCGCUUCGAAUGCUCUGUGGAACAACAUGUUCGAACCGGUCGGUGGGAAGUCCGGCAGUUGGGAGCAAGAAUUUUCCUACUUUAAAUGCCCAACGCCGGAGAUGCCGUUCAUCCGAACGCUCGGGAAUAGCUAGGUUUCUAGUGCCCGGAAGGUUCAUAGAGGAUAAUCCGCAACUGUGAUAAGACUGUUCACUGGUACAACCAGUGGUUUUUCAUAAUGAAGCUUUCUUUUAAUUGCAAUAUGUAGAUGGAGAUGCGCAUCAGACUGAAGCACAAUUUGAAAUUUUCGUUCCACGGUCCUCGGGUCCUAAUAAGCUUCUCAAAAUUUGAAUCCGUUAGGUUAGAAACUGACUGUGCACAAACCAUUUGAAGUUUGUUUGAGAAUUACUAUGGGAAAUCCAAACUUCCCUUUUUAUAUAUUGCUCUAAAAAAGUUCGAGAGCUAUUCUUGUAGGAAAUCUUCUCAGCUUCAACUAUGCUGCAACUAUGCUUAUGUUUUUUAGUAAAGCGACAAAAGAAAUAGAUUGUUUUUUUUCAAUUCGUUUAUUUUAUAGUUUUAAAUGUCUUUUAAACAACUCAACGGAGUUUGAAAAUCAAAAGUGCAAAAUAUUUUCUAAUUCUUCCUACUCGGCGACUUAAUUGCAGUUUGCUUCCUUGUUGCAUCCUUUAUUCCUCUAUCUCUUUACAUUAUUGUCUCAUCCAUAAUUCUAGUGUCUUUUUAUAGAGCUUACCAUUCGCGUGAAAUGUAUUAAUUAUUAAUUAUUUAAGUAAAUGGUAAUCUUAUGACAUGAUCAAGCAACUGCUUUGUAGGCAACAUUGUAUUGGGCAGCGUGACAUAGUAGCCUUGACUUUUGGCCUCUUUUCACACGCCAAAAACACCAGUGUUGUCUGCUUAGCAGUUGACUGAGCAAGACCAUAAGACAUGAGCGAGUUGAACUAUUAAUAACGUUUGUGUCUUACAUUCAAUCGAAAAGUAGUUUUCAGUAAAGUUGCAGCUGAAAAAAAUUCAUACAAGCACAGCUAUCAAAUAUUUUUAGAGAUAAAUAUGGUGAAUUGUCAAAAAAAUAUGAUCAAAUAGAUCCCAUAGUAAGUCCCAUAUGCACUUCAAAUUUGCCGUGCACAGUCAGUUUUUAACUAAAUUUAAAUGAAUGAAAAUAUUGGUAGGAUGAUCAAGACUCAAAUUGGAACCAGUUGAGCACUGUGGAGAGAAAAUUAAAAAUUGUGCAUCGGUCUUAUGCGCAUGCACUGCCAGAUGAUAACAAAGCGAAAUUAUUUUCAUAAUAUGUCUGUAGCUCAAUUCACUCUCUAAGAUAAAUUAAUAAAGAAACAAUUAAAAACACAUAAUGAA